This is a messenger RNA of Ornithodoros turicata, 654 nucleotides long. Its product is annotated as cuticle protein 6-like. NCBI's taxonomy places the organism in Eukaryota, Metazoa, Arthropoda, Arachnida, Ixodida, Argasidae. Gene Ontology annotation, cellular component: chitin-based extracellular matrix. Gene Ontology annotation, molecular function: structural constituent of chitin-based larval cuticle. The record is from RefSeq and is a predicted model, not a curated record. Bases 1 to 654 code for a protein of 217 amino acids. The transcript has 3 exons.
AUGCUGAACAGGCAGGCCCGCUAUGACAGGGAGCCUGAGAUGUCAGUCACGGCAGUGUUUGUGCUUGCAGUAGCUGUAUCCGCUAUACCACCUGGGAACGGUAAGCAUAGCAGCAGCGCUGGAAGGUCUGCUCGUGAGGGCGAUGAUCCGUUAGACCUGGAAGCUGCAGCCGCUGGUUACAGUCCGGUUCAUCCUGACCUUGGAUUCGCACCUGGGCAGCAGGACGCAAAAGGGAUGCCAUUCGAGUUCAACUACAAUGUUCAAGACGAACAAGGCACCGGACUGUUCCACGAAUCCAAGGGCGACGAGUCAGGAACAGUAAGGGGAAGCUACGGCUACACUGACGCCCAAGGGCUCUACCGCACAGUGAAAUACGUCGCCGACGCCAACGGGUUCAGAGCUGAGGUAAAGUCCAACGAACCAGGGUUGAAAGCCGAAGACCCUGCCGACGCCAAGUUCGACGUCGAGCCGUCUCCUGCAGGACUUCAGAGCGCGGCACCAAAAUUUUCGGCCGCUAAGCCAAGUUUUAAGCCGAGCGCCCAACCCGGAGGUGGCAAAGCCGCUUUCGGGCCGGUAUCCAAAGGACCAGCCCGUGCGAAGCCAGGGUACGGAACUGCUCCAGUACCUUCGGCGGUAUUUCCCGUCCCGUUUUAG